Molecule: messenger RNA, 2207 nt
Organism: Triticum dicoccoides
Lineage: Eukaryota; Viridiplantae; Streptophyta; Magnoliopsida; Poales; Poaceae
Exons: 10
Coding region: 450-2090 (546 amino acids)
Biological process (GO): nuclear-transcribed mRNA catabolic process, deadenylation-dependent decay; negative regulation of translation
Cellular component (GO): P-body; CCR4-NOT core complex
Molecular function (GO): molecular adaptor activity
Source: RefSeq, a predicted model, not a curated record
GAUCGACAUCUCUGGAGCCUGGAGACUAGAAAGGUCCUCUCAAGAUAGAGAGGCCAUAGAGUUAUUGGUGUCUCAGUCCCGCAUGCAGUGUCUAAGGUGCUAAAGGGGGCAAACUGCUGGGGUGCACGCAUUAAAAUUUGAAUUUGGGUAAAUCUAGCUCAAGUCGGUUUGAAACUUUGAAUGCGAGUUCUGAAUAUCUGAACAGUUCAGAUCUUGGGUAUAAAAUGAUUUCGGAAUUUCUCUUCAGAAUUGCUGUGAAUUCCAGAAAUGGGGUUUAUGUAAGGAGCAGAUGGUUCUGUGAUGUCAACUCAAAUUUUGGAUCAAAGGAAUAGGACCUUCCUCAGUAGGGGUCAAGAUAGCAAAGAUUUCAUAUAUAAGUUUGGAACACCUUCUUUCAAAGUAUAUCAAAAAGGAAAACGGCCUCUAUUCAGGAAAUAAAAUUCAACAAGAUGUCAUUACAUAUCCGCACACAUUUAGCAGCAGCGGACCAAAGGGUUACACCCAUUAAGAUUCCUCCACAUGAAAUUCGGACCAAGAUCUUUUUCAUGAUUUACAAUAUGUCCACCGAUAAUAUAGAAGCUAAUGGAUUCGAAUUUAAUGAAGUGUUGAUGGAACAAUAUUAUCCUUGGUUUGCACAGUACAUGGUCAUGCAAAGGGUAUGCAUCGACCCAAAUUUUCAUGACAUAUGUUUAAUGUUCCUUCAUAAAGUAAACUCGACAGUAUUGUACAUGGAAAUACUGAAAGCUACAUACGCGAACUGCAAGAUGUUAUUACGAUCCGCUGUUAUCAAAUCUUGUUCAGGCGAACGCACCUUACUGAAAAAUAUAGGUAUUUGGUUUGGAAAAUCCGCCAUUCAAUGGAACCAAGACCCAAGCACUUAUGUAGAUGGCCUAAUACCUCUUAUAGUAAAGGCGUAUCAGAAAGGGUUGAUGCUUGCUGUAGUUCAAUUCAUUUCAAAGAUUCUUGAACCUUGCCAGCCAAUUAUUAGUGUUGGGACAAUGGAGAUUCUUAGUCUGCUUGCUGAGAUCUAUACAAAGCCAGACCUCCAACUUUCUCUGGAAUAUAACAUAAAGGUCUUGUUUAGGAACUUUGACGUGGAUGCAGAACAUACCAAAACAAAUUACCUUCUUAAAGAUGUAAAACGUGAAGUUGCGGGAAAUCAAGAUUUUGUGGUGAAAGAUGUUGUGCAUGUACCAACAUGGUUGUGUCCGGCUUUUCUUGAUCAGGAAGGGGAGGCAUCUAUGCCACUCACCCAGUACAUCACUAGUCUGAAACCAAUCAUGCGCACUGUCAAGCUUGUUGGUGAGAUGAGAAACCAUUGGUUUUAUUGGGUGGUGGCGGAAAAGGCCAAGAGCCUCAUGGCAUCAAUUAUCAGAGCACUACACGAUCUCCAUGAAGUUAAUAUAUGUCCUGUACAGUUUUGUGCAUCAAACAUUGUAGUGACAUAUUACGGGAGAGUGAAAAUCAGAGUUGCAUGUUUGAAGAAGACUGUUUCUAUGGUGCGCAAAAACUAUGAGGAUGCCAGCAAUAUUAUUAUGGACACAUUGUUUGCUGACUACAAGCCAACUAUUAUCCCCAAAGAUGUAGAUCAUCUAUUUUCGUUGAUGAAGUCUCCCAUUGCAACAGGUACGAAGUAUGUGAUAGGGACGCACGCUUCUCUUAUUCCUCUUGGGAACAGGUUUCAAUUCUAUCUGGAUAUGUGCGACCAUAUUACAUCUGUGGUGGACCCUGAACUUAGGUCAAAUAUUCAUGGAGCUCUAGACGAUCCCUAUGGUGAGAACUGGUCAGUGUUGCUCGAAUAUAACAUUUUGCUGAAGGAGUCAUUCUACAGAUCCGGGUCGUCAUACAAUACCAAAAAAGGAGCAAUUGAAUUUCUGAGGUUUUAUAGGAACACGCUUGCACACAGAAUGGAUAAAUGCAAGAAACUGUUGAAGAAUGUUGGAGAUUUCAGAACAUUGAUAUACACUAAAGAGGAUAUUGAAAUGAUCUUACUGGUUACCUAUCCGAUGAUCCUACCGAGAAUGCAAGAAGAACUCCAGAAUCAUAAGCGACUGAAGGAUUUGAAUCUUCAUAACCUGAACUUCAAGUAACUCCAGCUUUUGUACUUUAAGUGUAACUGGUAACUGUGUGAUGUUGUAAUCCACCAAUAAACUUUGAUUUUUCUAGGCUACAAAGGUUUGAAAGAAUAUCUUAAGUGAGUUGUUGUA